CUUGCUCGCGUGUAUAAAAGGAGACGAGCUGUUGAUUAGGGUUUGGGAUUUUGUGUCGGCGCGAGCUCGCGUGCGUAUCAGUGAGAAAUGGGCGUCUUCACCUUCGUGUGCCGCAGCUCCGGUACCGAAUGGAGUGCGAAGCAGCUCGCCGGCGACCUCGAGGCAUCGGCUGCUUCGACCUUUGAUCUCCAGCGGCGGCUUGUCCAUGCGGUGCUCGGCGUUGACUCUUCGGGCGGCGUCCAGUCGUCCUUCUCAUUGGUCUCUCCGUCGUCGGCCGUCUUCCAGGUAAUUAUUGGCGGCGGAGGUGGUGGUGCUUUCAUCGGCGGUGGUGCUCCAUCAGGAGGCGCGGUUGCUGCCGGUGGUGGUGGUGCUGCUGCUCCAGAGGCACCUCCUGCUGAGGAAAAGAAGGAAGAGAAAGAGGAGAGUGAUGAGGACAUGGGAUUCUCCCUCUUUGAUUAGUUUGGAUUCCAAAAACAUUUAUGUCAUGCUCUGUUCUGAUGGUUAUUAUGUUUUGAGAGAUUUAUUGAUUGGAUUGGUGUGCCACAAUGACUCGGUUUUAUUAGACAAUGCGAAAUCUUUAGUCUAAUGGAUAUAAAA
Messenger RNA from Zingiber officinale, 597 nucleotides. RefSeq names its product 60S acidic ribosomal protein P3-like. Gene Ontology annotation, cellular component: ribosome. Gene Ontology annotation, molecular function: structural constituent of ribosome. The record is from RefSeq and is a predicted model, not a curated record. NCBI's taxonomy places the organism in Eukaryota, Viridiplantae, Streptophyta, Magnoliopsida, Zingiberales, Zingiberaceae. The transcript has 2 exons. Bases 88 to 459 code for a protein of 123 amino acids.